CUCUCAGCUGUGCGUCUCGGUGAGGAGAAUCUCAUAAGCAGGUCACAUUUCAGUGUAGGUCUACUAUCCAUUUCUCACCGAGAGGAAGGGAAAUCAGAGGAAGAAGUAGCGCAUCCUCAAGCAACAGAACAGAAUGGUGGUCAGGAUGAGAGACCUGGGGUGCCUCCUGGUCCCACUGCUAGUGCUAGCUGGGUCCUCGCUGCCAGUGGACGUGAAAAGCGGGAAAGAAAAAGAAAAUGCAGGGAAUGUCAUGGAGGAUGAGCAAUGGCUGUCCACCAUUUCCCAGUACAGCCGCAAGAUCAAGCACUGGAACAGCUUCAGAGACGAUGAUUAUAUUCGUACCUGGGAUGACAGACAGGGCUCAGAUGAAACUGUGGACACCACCAAGGACCCGUGCCAGAAAGUGAAGUGCAGUAGACACAAGAUCUGCAUCGCCCAGGGCUAUCAGAAAGCCAUGUGCGUCAACCGCAAGAAGCUGGAGCACAGAAUCAAAGAGCCUGCCGUGAAGCUCAAUGAAAACAGCUGCAAGCCGUGUCCAGUGUCGGUUUCUGCCCCAGUGUGUGGGUCUGACGGGCACAACUAUGCCUCUCAGUGUAAACUGGAGCAGCAGGCCUGUUUGAGUGGAAAGCAGCUGAAUGUGAAAUGCACAGGCCAGUGCCCCUGUACCACAGAGCCCACCACGACGCCAGACACGGACGCCAAACAUGAGAGCUGCACAGGACAGGACCUAGCUGACCUGGGUGAUCGCCUCCGAGACUGGUUCCAGCUUCUGCAUGAGAACGCCAAGCAGAACAGCUCAGGAAAGCCAGGAGCGAGCACAGUGUCUGUGUUGGACAAGAGUCUUGUGGCCAGCUGCAAGGAUUCCAUUGGCUGGAUGUUUUCCAAACUGGACACCAACAAUGACUUAUUCCUAGACCAGUCUGAACUGGCAGCCAUUAACCUGGACAAGUACGAGAUCUGCAUACGGCCUUUCUUCAAUUCGUGUGACACGUACAAAGAUGGGCAAGUCUCUACUGCAGAGUGGUGCUUCUGCUUCUGGAGAGAAAAACCACCUUGUCUAGGUGAGCUGGAGAGAAUACAGGUGCAAGAGGUGGCCAAAAAGAAACCAGGGAUGUACAUUCCAAAUUGCGACGAGGAUGGCUAUUACAGGAAGCUGCAGUGCGAUCAGAGCAAGGAGGAGUGCUGGUGUGUGGACCAGCAUGGCGGCGAGCUGGCAGGGUCCCGUAUCCACGGCAACCCAGACUGUGAUGAGCUAGUUGGAUAUUCAGGAGAUUUCGGAAGCGGGGUUGGAUGGGAGGAUGAGGAGGAGAAGGAGGCAGAAGAAAAUGCCGAAGAGGCAGAGGAGGAGGAAGGCGAGGCUGGAGAAGCUGAUGACGGGGGCUACAUCUGGUAGAAAACAGAAAACCUGAGUUAGCAAUAGAGUUUUGGUGGCCAUGUUGGGAGGGCAGCUGGUGCUCUUACAGAAAUAAUGACUGGAACAAAAGUGCAGAAAAUUAACCACAUACAAUAUAGCAUUGACUCUGAUGAAGACCAGGCUUCGUCUUAAAUGUAUUAGAAACUUACAGCUUAUUCUUUUUUUGCAGUGUAAAGGUUUUUCCAUUAUGUAGACCAUAACUUGCAUUUUAAGCCUCAGACAUUUUCAUCUGAAAGCUGUCAAAAAAACAAUGCUUACUAUCAUAAACUAACCAGAGCAUCCCCGCUCUAUUCCACAGAAAUAUAUAUUGCAUAUUACAGGAUUCCUACAAGCUUAACAACAGCCGGAGAUGUGAGAAUGAUAAUACGUCACUUGGCUAGGUCUGCUGAGUACUCUCAGCUUUGCCUGUGGCUACCUGACUGCCUCUAAUAAUAAUGCCCACAUCUUUGGAUGCUGCUGCUGAAAAAUUUGAGUUUUAUUUUCUUGUUUGCCUGUCACAGACUGAUGUCUCAUAGGGAUUCAGUGCUGUCUCUGCUGAAGCAGCUGCAUGUUAUUUACAAGGCUCAAACUGCCUGCCAUGAGAGAAGCAAGCCAACUAUACACUGCGGAAGCGAAAACUGUUUGGCACUUGAUCUAUGAGUGGCCUUUUAUCAGGGGUACGAACAGCAGUGAAUUAGGCCGGUUAACAGUUGGUGUAUUACAGAGUUGUCAACGCAGCAACUAAUGUGUCAUCACAUCAGUCCCAUUGCUGCUGUUUUCACCUAGUUCAUCAAGUGUCACACAAUGGCUACUCCAGGUGUCCCAGACCUGGCAUUUGUUUGUAAAGACAUGGAAAUUAUGGAAAAUUGGUCUUAACUUCACAAGUCAAUGAUUGACGCUGCCACAAAAUACUUCAAAUUACAGUCAAAAAGAGCUCAAUUAGCAUUAAAUACUUCAAUACAGUACUGGAGACAAACAUUAGUUCUUCACAGCAAGCUGCUGUUGUUUGCCUGCCUAUAGGAUUAGCCGACUUCUGUUCAUUGCUGGGAGUUUAAAGUCAGGAAUGCUAUGGGACUCAUCCACUUUGACAGGUUAAGAAUAUAAUAAUUCAUCGAACCUAACCGCCCUCAGAAAUGACUUCUUAACCCUUUAGAUUUUAGUGCUCACAUUAAAAUUCCAUACCACAUCCAUUUUCUGGACAUGUAGCUAGGAGUUUUGGAAAACAAAGUCACCAACAGUAUAUUUUGACAUUUUAUACAUGAUAAUUAGACCAAGGAUUUACACCUUUAUUGUUAAAUCAGACAUGGAAAAUAUAACACUGCUGUUUUUUUGCCAAGAGCCUUGCUUUAAAUAAUCGAUACCGGAAAAUGACAUUCUGUGACGCUCUGGAAGUGAGCAGAUAAAAAUAAUAUGAAACUGUUAACACUGCUAGCAAUGUCCACAUCUCAUUCAGAAAACCAGUGAGUAUUAACAUGUACCAAAUACCAAACCAUAGUGCCUAUCCUUAAAAACAACUGUAAUAAAACAGUCAAUUAAAAAAAGGCUUUAGUUUGAAUAGACACUGAUACACUGCAUGCCCAAUAUUUAUACCACUAGUUACAUGGAAUGACAGAUUUUGUCAGUGUGAUUUUUAUUCUUUUGGAUGGGAUCUUAGCCAUGAACUGCAGACAUAUGUUAACUUAAGAACAGCUUAGGGCAGGGGUCGCCAACCAUGGUCCUGCAGAGCCCCAAUCCUGCAGGUUUUAUAGGUGUCUUUACAUCAUCAGUGGCUAAAGAUCUGGAACACAUUUGCAAAAUAACACAAAAAACAUUGGUUCAAUUAAGUAACUGAGAGCUCAGUUGAAACAAAAACCAGAAGACCCUGUAGCUCUCCAGGACCAAGGUUGAAGACCCCUGCCUUAGGGUAUUUACCAUGGUCUAGCUGGUGUAAUAAUGUACCAUGCAGUAGAAAAUCUCUUAAUGUGUUACUUUCUCUAACACCUUCUUGAAAGAUGCAUUAUCACAUUCCCUUGGGUUAGAAAACAGCAUCCACCAGAAAAGAGCAAAGAGCAACAUGUUUAACAUGCUGUUUUACUGGGCUGAUUGAAUUCAUGUGUAGGUUUUCAGACAUUCUCAUUACUGGCAGUUAUGUCUAAAGAUACCUAAAAUCUAAAGGGCUAAAAAGGUGCAUGUAAUUGGAAGAUUGCUGAGAUUGCUGUUAUCAUUCUCCCAAUAUUGAUUGUCCUGUUAAUUGACUUUUGGCACAUUUCCUAAUAUAAUUGCAUAGUAACAGCUGCUGGAGUUAUUCUGUCAACAGAAAAAAAAAAAACUAUUCCUCUGUUUUUUAUUGGUUUUAAUAAGAGAUCAAAUUCAAUUCACAAGAUCACAAAAAUAUAUUUACAGCUAUUUUCUUAUUUUCUUAUAGAAAAGUACUGUGGAUUGUUAAAGAGUAUGAUUUUCUGAAGAGUCCUCAAAUAGACAUAGUACAGAAACAGAAAAAAGAACCUGACUCCCAACAUGGCACCUUUUUAUAUUGAAAUAAACAUAUUUAUAUUAACCCUAAGACACACUUAAGAUGCUAACAUUUCAGCUGAACAGCAGCCCCAUCAGCCUACCACAUUUAUAUUAUUAAGUUGUUUUCAGGUUUGCACUCUUGAUGUCUGGAAACUCUAUAAGGGUAUUCCUUUUGGUAUCUUCUGCAAUGCCACCCAGUAAAGAUCUAUGAAUUUCUAAAAACAAACCCUCUGAAAUUGGGCUCAGAACGGAUUCUUGUAUGCUAACAGUUAGACCCCUUUAAAGCAUGUACAAAUGUUUUAAAUAUACAAAACUAUGAACUAAUUACCAUGUUAUUAACUUGGGUGAAAAACUGUAGCACCAACUGGCAUGCCAUUAGCUCCAAUUGUAAUGCUUCAUUCAGGCGCUGGAUAUUUAAAAAAUGAUAAAAAUACAGCAUUCCCAAAGCGCUAAUAAUUUUCAACGUUUAACAAAACUGAUUAAUGAUUAUUGAACUAAUACAUUCUCACAGUGUAGCCAAAAAAACAUAAACUCUUAAAUAGUGUAACUUUAAUCUGACAUUUAAUACAAAAAUAAGUUUGCGAAAUAACACAAAUAAAAAAUAAAUAAAUAAAUAAAGCAGUUCAUAUUUGAGGCUUGCGAAUUUGAGCACCAUGAUGCUUUUUGAUUGGUAUAAUGUUGAUAUAAGCAGCUUGUAUCUUUUAUCUGAAGCAGGUAAUUGUGUUAGAAAUGGAUGCCAGAAACCAAUAAAUAUCCUUCAUUAUAAAAAUAGGAACUCAAGCUAUGUAAUGUAAUAUUUUAGUGCUUUAAAUUAAUAAUAGAUGUAGCCAAGUUGCCUGCAUGAUGGCAAAAGGAACAUUGGAGAGCGUUUCAGACAUUAGUAAACAGUAUAUCUGGAUUCCUUUAGAAACAAGGUUUUUUAGUAUGGUUUGCUAUAGUUCCAAACCCAAAAUGUACACGUACACAUUUCUGUACAUAAAGUAUAUGAUGUAUAUCCAUGAAAGUAACAUUAUUAUGAAUCGCUCAUGUUCAUUUUGCUUUCUUUUAAUUUGCUUGAAUGGUCUUAGAACAAAUAAUUGUAUUGAAUGCUAAAAACACAUUGUUGUUGUGAUGAAGCAUUUUUACCUGGGCCUAGAUACCUGCUGACAAAUGUUGUAUGAGUUCUAUCUGUGACCCAGCUUUUUUUGCAAGGUGGUGCUAUUGUGAUGGUUGGCUUAGGGUAAAAGGCACCACCUGUUGGAAAAACACUAGAACUAUUGUUUGUUUUUGUUUAUUUUUGCAUUGUAACAAAUUAAACCACCCAGGUCAGAAAUUUGAAUUUUCAAUUCCCAAUCUUGAAAUUUUACACUUCAAGAAUGUGCCACUUAAAAUAAUAUUCAUAUUAUGCUACUUGAAUUACUUUUUAUUAACUGUGUAUGUUACUUGAAGUUUUGUGUAUACUUGAAUUUCCACAAUAGACACAUUUUCAGAUUCAGUUUUCCAUUGGUUAAUUGUAACUGUUGUAUGUUCAUAAAAAUAAGAUACCUGUUAGUUUUUAGUAGUGCAUGUUACUGAACUCUAUGUAAUUUUUCAUGUUUGAGCACUUUAACAUUAAAAGGCAGUGGGACUGAAA
This is a messenger RNA of Acipenser ruthenus (sterlet), 5498 nucleotides long. RefSeq names its product SPARC (osteonectin), cwcv and kazal like domains proteoglycan 2 (gene spock2). Lineage: Eukaryota; Metazoa; Chordata; Actinopteri; Acipenseriformes; Acipenseridae. Gene Ontology annotation, molecular function: calcium ion binding; protein binding. The record is from RefSeq and is a predicted model, not a curated record. Bases 134 to 1393 code for a protein of 419 amino acids. The transcript has 10 exons.